Molecule: messenger RNA, 1565 nt
Organism: Anopheles aquasalis
Lineage: Eukaryota; Metazoa; Arthropoda; Insecta; Diptera; Culicidae
Product: dnaJ homolog subfamily C member 16-like
Source: RefSeq, a predicted model, not a curated record
CACUUUUUUUCUUUUUUGCUUUUUUUCUUUUUUUGACAUUCGACGCCUUGUUUACGUUCAUCACCAAACCAGCGUGCGUUUGAAUCCGAAAAAGAGCAAUGGUUUUAUCAGGUAUAUUAUCUACUUUUGCUCGUUUAAAUGAUACAUUUUCUAAUUUUAGAACAAACGAGCAGCCCCGCUGUGGCUAUCAACGUGUCAGCAGGUGCCGAAAACGCCGGCUAUCUCUGAUUCUGAAACGAGUGGAAAAGGCCCGGAUCCGGCUUCCAGCCGGUCGGCUUAGACUAUUGGUUAAAGGACAAAAGGACGGAGACGAUCGGAGUGUGAUGGACAAUCACAUCAGCCCUACAUGCACGGUGCAUCCAAAGGAGGGUGUUGUCGCGUAUCCGACCAGAGAUCCGGCGAAGGUGAACCCUCUUCGCUUGUUCCGAACACGGAGCAGCAAGGAGAAGGAGUGGGUUCUUCUGCCCGAAUAAAGGCAGCUCCAGCGCGCUUUGUUCAUCAUAUAAGAACGCUGGCUCGGCAGAUCGUCUGCCAAUCGCGGGGCACAUCCAAAGGAAGAGUGAUAAGAGAAGAAGAUCCGCUCCUAUUCCUAGUUUGCCACCGUCGGAACAGGUGUCUUCUUUUGUAAGGCGCAUCAAGAGCGCAUCGCCUCGUGAGCAAGGAUGGAUGCCUCGAAUGAUGGUGCACUGGCUUUGCCUGGCAGUGUUUGUGAUCGUCCUGCUGGUGCAGUGCGACAGCAAGGAUCCGUACGUCACCGUGGGCGUGGAGCGAAAGGCUACACUACAGAAGAUCCGACAAGCCUACAAACAGCAAGCUAAGGAAUGGCGUGCUAGGACUUGAGCUGACUGUAUCAAACAGGCAUCCGGACAAAUCAAAACACUUUUAGGCGGGGCAGCGGUUCGUCGAGAUCAAGCAGGCAUACGAGCUACUUUCCGACUCGGAGCGUCGUAAGGCAUACGUCGUACAUAACGAACGAGGAUGCAAUCGUGAAUAGGGAGCGGCCCGAUUACACCACACGACCGGUUCCAGGAUUCGUUCGAACACUUUUACGAUGCACAUAACUUUAACUUCCACGACCAGGGCAUUAGCCUGUACCAUCGGCUGUCGAUCACCGCCAAGUACUACGAGAGCAACAUCCUGCCCAAAAGCCGCCAAACUCCGCAAAUACUGCUGUUUUACGCUGACUGGUGCUUCGACUGUAUGAAAGCGGCCAACUCGUUCACGAAGAUGAUCGACACCGUACGCUCGAACGAUCAAUGCGGGUCACGAGAAGUAGCUGAUACGCCGGACCGGUGUCCACUCACUACCGUGCAUUGUCAUGGUGCUCGACGGCCACAACUAUAUCCACCGCGAGAGCGUCUUUAAUGCACAGCAUCUGGUCGACUUCAUCCGGCACCGUUGAGCGUAAAUCAUCGCAAAUUUAAGGUUGCACACUGACCGGCACAGAUACAAAUCCACUUACCAAUAUAAUUUCCAUUGCAUUGAAAAACUUAAAUUUGCGCAUGUAAUAAAUACGUACACUUGUUUUUCUUUUAGAAUAAAGUAUGCAGUUUAUUUCGGCAUAA